This is a messenger RNA of Penicillium griseofulvum, 1260 nucleotides long. RefSeq lists its product as uncharacterized. Bases 1 to 1260 code for a protein of 419 amino acids. NCBI's taxonomy places the organism in Eukaryota, Fungi, Ascomycota, Eurotiomycetes, Eurotiales, Aspergillaceae. The transcript has 7 exons. The record is from RefSeq and is a predicted model, not a curated record.
AUGGUGGCAGUACAGGAUGAAUGGAAUCCAGCUCACCAGGAUCAACUCGACUUUAAAAUCCUGUUCCAAAAAGCGCUGGUAGACGGUCCAGGAGAGUUUGUGAAGGAGUCUUCCAAUGGAAGUUCGGCGUUCAUUCUGAAAGAAUCAGGGUUUCACGACCUGCAGGCGUAUGUCAUCAGCGGAAGUGAAUUUUCCAGAUCCGACUUCGACUUCGGGAGGCGUUAUCCCAAGAGCGCAGCCCAGGUACUAGAAGCUGUGGACCAUGGAAUCUAUGAGUUCACACAAAGCAGUGUCAUUUCCAUGGCUAGAAAUUGUCACGACUUCAAGACUGACGGUCUCAACCAGCUUGUAACCUCGGCAAAUGGCACAAUUUCCUUUGCGGACGACGCUUUGGAUCAGCUAAAAUAUAAUGGGCAGUCAAGUCUUCUAGCCCAGUUCAAAAUUCUCUUGGAUGAGAAAUACCUUGAAGGGCCAAAGGACACGGCCUUUACGGAUGCCCAAACUAUGGCAAAUCUGGCAAUCGACCAAAUGAUAAACACUGCUGCGGACACAGGGAAAGAUAUUGGAAGCGUACUAAAUGUACUCAGCAAUUUUAUGAUGAGGACAGAUGAGGAUAAGAAGAACCUCCAAAUACUUCGAAAGCAGUUCUGUGACGGGCCCAUCGAUCGUGAUACGAACGAAAGAUUGAGGGACGGCCAUGGAAAGCUAGUCCAACCUUUCACCAAGCUGAUGGAUGCCGAGGUACUCAGACUGCAGGAGGAGAUUGAACAGGAGAUCAAAAGAAUGAAAUAUGAAAGUGAUGUGAUGGACAAAACUACGGGCACCUUCUUCCUUGGAGCAGAAGGCGACCUUUUCGGAGUCAUCAACGAUCUAUAUACUUACGAUCUAGCGAAAAAAAAAUAUGAUGAGAUGAUGGCACUAGAGACGAAGCACAAACAAGAGAAGGUGGAACUUAGACGACUUAUCACAGUCGUGAGGGUAUUGCUUCUUCAGAUUGACCUCUUGGUACCUCAAAUGGUGAAGGCGCUAGAGGCCAUGGAGUACCUGCACAGUUUGUUCAACUCUCAAGAACUCAACUUUCGUCGCUUGAAGACAAAGUUGAAUGCUUUGAACGCGGGCGUUAAGACCAAUGAGUAUAACCCGCGACGAAUGUGGAUCAACGGUAAUCUUAAAUAUGCAGUCAACAAGUUUGAGGAGAUCAAGAAGACGGCUUCAGAAUUUCAACAAAGUGCCAAGCUUGUAGUGGUCAAGGAUGCGUAG